Messenger RNA from Episyrphus balteatus (marmalade hoverfly), 1960 nucleotides. It is a transcript of the gene flw, whose product is annotated as serine/threonine-protein phosphatase beta isoform. The transcript is spliced from 6 exons. The coding region runs from base 614 to 1795 and encodes 393 amino acids. The record is from RefSeq and is a predicted model, not a curated record. Gene Ontology annotation, molecular function: protein serine/threonine phosphatase activity. Lineage: Eukaryota; Metazoa; Arthropoda; Insecta; Diptera; Syrphidae. Gene Ontology annotation, cellular component: nucleus; cytoplasm.
CCGUCAUCGAAUAGUGUUCAUUUUACGAGCGCCAUGUUUAGUAGUUGAAAAACUAGUCUUCUAAAGAUUAAAAAGCAAUAAUAAAAGUUUCACACGUGAAAUAAUAGAAUACAAAAGAUUCCAAUUUGGAAAUAAUAUUUUUAAAGCAUUAAUAAAUGGAGAGACGUGCGAGCGGAAUUUUGUUUUUUACAAAUUGAAUUGAAUUGAAAAGUAGAGUGCACUAAUAAUACCAUCUGUAGUAUGAAAACUUCCAAGUGAUAUACACGAAUUUUAGUUUUUAUUUUUCUGUCUUGCCGUUAAACUUAAGUAUAUAUUUUAAUUCUGUGGUCUUGCCCUAUUCAGUGUGGAUUUUCAUUUGGAAAAUAAUUAUUUUUUCUUUAAAAAGAUACAUUUUUAUUUAAAUUUGCGACCGAUUAUACAAAACAAAAUUUAAUAAUCGAGAAUCGGGUUUCGAUUUUUAUAAAUGUACUUUAAUUUAUGUACAUUCUCCACGUUUGUUCACUGAUAUUUUCAUUUGGUGAUUUAAAACAAAAAAACUGCUGACAUCAAUUGCUUUGUUUUUUCUUAAUUUAAUAAUAAUAUUACUAAAAGAAAAAAAAGCGUAUCAUACGAGAUGGCUGACUUUGAUCUAAAUGUGGACAGCUUAAUCCAACGUCUUUUGGAAAACUAUAAAAAGGAAAAAGAACGAGAAGCAAGUGCACUAAAAUUGCUGCAAGAAGAAAAUCAAGACUUAAUUUCUCCACCAUCCAGUGAAACACAUGUAUCGGCGGAAGGCGAUCAAAUAACAAUUCACCACCAGCUCAAGGAAGAAAAGAAAAAGCCACGGCUGCGAGACUUCUUUAUAUCUGAAUUCGUGCGAGGAUGUCGUCAAGGUAAAGCUGUACAGAUGUCUGAAGCUGAAGUUCGUGGCCUUUGUCUAAAAUCAAGGGAAAUAUUCUUGCAACAACCAAUUUUACUUGACCUCGAAGCUCCACUUAUCAUUUGUGGUGAUAUUCAUGGACAGUAUACAGACUUGCUCCGUCUGUUCGAAUACGGUGGUUUUCCGCCAGCAGCUAACUAUUUAUUUUUGGGCGACUACGUAGAUCGAGGCAAACAGUCACUCGAAACGAUUUGUCUACUUUUGGCUUAUAAAAUCAAAUAUCCUGAAAACUUCUUUCUUCUGCGUGGCAAUCACGAGUGUGCUAGUAUUAAUCGAAUAUAUGGAUUUUAUGACGAAUGUAAACGCAGAUACAAUGUUAAGCUUUGGAAAACCUUUACAGACUGUUUUAAUUGUCUACCGAUAGCAGCAAUUAUCGAUGAAAAAAUAUUUUGUUGCCAUGGUGGACUAAGUCCCGACCUCCAGAGUAUGGAACAGAUACGAAGAUUAAUGCGACCAACAGAUGUACCAGACACAGGUCUAUUGUGUGACUUACUUUGGAGUGAUCCAGACAAAGAUGUCGAGGGCUGGGGUGAGAAUGACCGAGGUGUUAGUUUUACAUUUGGAGCGACAGUAGUGUCUAAAUUUCUCAGAAAACAUGACCUUGAUUUAAUAUGCCGAGCGCAUCAGGUUGUUGAAGAUGGAUACGAGUUCUUUGCUAGACGCCAAUUAGUUACUUUGUUCUCUGCGCCAAACUAUUGUGGAGAAUUCGACAAUGCUGGUGGAAUGAUGACAGUGGAUGAUUCCCUAAUGUGUUCAUUCCAAAUUUUGAAGCCAUCUGAAAAGAAAGCAAAAUAUCUUUACACUGGAACAAAUUCUUCGCGACCAACAACGCCACAGCGGAACACGCAAUUAAUCACAUCGAAUAAAAAGAAAUAAUAUAUCCAUCCACUUCCAACAUCAUAAUUAAUGUUUAAAUAUAAAAAUAGUAAAAUAAAUAAAUAUUUAAAAUAAAAAUUACAGAGAUAAACAGAUUCUGAAAAUAUUUGAAAAAAAAGUUUAAAAUAUAUUAAAAAGCAGCAAUACUACGUUAUAAAACAUAAA